Molecule: messenger RNA, 3921 nt
Organism: Cercospora beticola
Lineage: Eukaryota; Fungi; Ascomycota; Dothideomycetes; Mycosphaerellales; Mycosphaerellaceae
Biological process (GO): translational elongation
Molecular function (GO): translation elongation factor activity; GTP binding; GTPase activity
Source: RefSeq, a predicted model, not a curated record
GUCACUUCGACUUCCUGGCGAUGACAAACAACCAGCACUGCAACAGCACGUCUACCAUCAUGAUUGCCUUCCAGUGGUCUUGAGUUGCUCCCAAAGCAAGCGCAUACCUUAGCAAACUCUCACAUCGCCCAAACCGAGCUCAUCACCAUGUCGAAAUCGAUGACCUUCCUGUUCAGAACUCACCGAACGCAUACCAAUACACGAUCGUUAGCGGAGCAAAUAAGGCUCGGCGAAUUGCGGCGUAAUUCAUAUCGAUGAGGCACUCGACCAAUACAGUGUGAUAUCGGACUUGAAGAUUGCGAAUGCAAAGUAGCAGAAGCAUUUCUGUCGGGUCGUUAAGGGUACCACACAUCACAACCAGUAGUUGAGCCGCCCUGCGCAUCAGCACCGCCGCUGAGUCAACAUGGCGCACGCUUCUGCGUCCAUAUUCACUUGGGAGCCAGAUACUCCUCGGGUGUCUUCGCCAUGGCUGAAAGCUGCGGACGAUAGGUCCAGCCCCGCACCUGAAGGGGAUGGCAACAGCAAUGGCCAGCUGGGAGCGGCAGCCAAAAGCUUGCGUGAAGCUGCGGACAAUGGUCAAAAAGUGACACGACUCCAUGCCGAGCCGCAAAAUGGUCCUGUGGAAUACAAGCUCCAUCUGCUUUUGCGGCCGAGGCGCAAGUUUCGAUCUACCAGUACCGGUAUCUACGUGCCCGGCUCCAAGCAUGCAAUGGCUGAAGAUGGACCUCCAAAAGUGAAGGCGUCUGCAGAAUUCGUUGCAGACUCUAGCGCCACCUCUGGGAACAAUACACCUUCACAAUCCACGCAGCAGUUCCGCCAGCACAGGUUGCAGCAGUUGACAACACAACUCAUGUGGCGCCUCCAGCAGUCUUCUCCGCAUCACACAUCUUCUGCUGACAACAUCAUCAUGCCCACGCUGCCAGAAGCGCUGCCAGAGCUGCAAGUACCUCAGCAAAUGGGCAAGCUAUUACACGGACUUGAAGAGAGCCAAGGUGCGCUGUACGAAAUCGGCGUAUCCGAUGAUGGCACCCUCAUAGGUCUGGCUGAAGAUGAAUUGCAAGAAAGUUUGAACAACUUGCGAGCGAUGGCUGCAUGCUUAGGCUGCACAGUCGAGGUACUACGUGAAGAAACUGUAGGAGAGUGCGAGUGGCUGGAAGAUACUGUCAUUGCCAACCAAGAGCGGAAGAUGCGACAUUCAGGGAGACUUGUUGUGGCUGAAGCAUUGGUGCGACCAUUCUUGCAUUCUUCCAGCCCAACUUUGCCAGGUCAAGAGGGAGCUCACAGUGAGCCAUCACUCACCGCAUUGCCCUCUUCUGCAGAUCUCGCCCCACCCAGCACCGAGCAAUUGCGGAUCACACUAACGGGACCGACUCGGUCUGGCAAGUCCUCGUUACUGGGGACAUUGACGACCUCUACUUUGGACAAUGGUCUUGGAGGAAGUCGACUAAGUAUGCUGCGUCAUCGCCAUGAACGGAGCUCCGGCAUCACGAGCUCGGUCACGCAAGAGUUGCUGGGAUAUCGAGAAGGGAUGAAUGGGACUGUGGAGGUCGUAAACUAUGCUACCGAAAACGUCUCGACCUGGAUCGACAUGCACCUUGCCUCUGCUGGUAAUCGCUUGAUCCUUGUCUCGGAUUCUGCUGGCCACCCGCGGUACCGCCGAACAACAAUCCGAGGCCUCGUCGGUUGGUCGCCUCAUUGGACUUUGCUUUGCGUCUCUGCGAACGACGAAGACAGCGCUGCAAGUGCGAGCGACGCCCCGUUACUUUCACAGCAGGCAGCUAUACCCACUGCCAUGGAUCUGGCGACCGCUCAGCUGAAUUUGUGCCUGCGUUUGCAACUACCGUUGAUCGUCGUCAUCACCAAGCUCGAUCUCGCUUCCAAGUCAGGUCUCCGACUCGUACUGUCAAGAAUAUUGGAUGUGCUGAAGGCUGCCGGCCGGAAGCCUGCUGUGAUGCCCAGUAAAGGCAACAUCACGGAUGCAAGUGAUUUGCAGACUGUGAAUCCUGGGCUUCUGGAGUCUGCGUACAACACUGCUCUACCUCUGCUCAAUGAUUACCGGGGAUCAGUCCCAAUCGUGCUGACAAGUGCAGUAGACGGCACAGGCAUCAGUAAUUUGCAUGCUUUGUUACACGAGUUGCCGAGCCCUGAGCCGCUAUUGGAAAACGGACCAGAUGCAGCAUCUGCCAUUUUCGAUAUUGAAGAUGUCUACAGCAAGCCAGCAGAAGUUGCGGGCGUGAUUGUAUCUGGCCGCAUACGCUCGGGUCAACUAUCUGUCGGGGACGUAGCGGUUGUCGGCCCCUUCUCUGGCCAUGAACUGCAUGAGGACUCCGAGGAUUCGGAUGAGCGCCCGUUGCGCAAAUCCACAUCUUCCAGCCUGCCCACAUCCCGAUCGUUUCCAGGAGCGCUCCGGAACUCGCACUUCACGCCGCCACUAUAUCAAUUGCCCAAUCAGGAAUGGAGGCGGGUCAAAGUGACCAGCAUCAGGAAUCUUAGACUACCCGUGCACUCGCUACACGCUGAUCAGGUUGGCACUAUCGCGGUCACUCUCGACGAUACGUCUAUCAAGACUGCCCAACUGCUACGGAUACGAAAAGGCAUGGUACUUUCGGCGAUCCAACCCCUUGCGGCACGCAGCUUCACUGCCCGGUUCGCGAGGGAAGAUCUGGAGCAUCUUGCAGUUGGCAAUCACGUCGUCGUCUACAUUUCGAGCGUCCGAGCUUCUGCAAAAGUCGUCACUGCUCGAGCGCCUGAUUCUCCGGAAGAGCGCGUUUCGGAGCCGAACAAUGGCGCUGAGGACCCUUUCGGUUUUGAUGACUUGGAGGAGAGCAUCGAGACGCCGCAAAACAAGAACUUGGCUGGACACAUCACUGCAUCCGAGCUUCUAGUGACUUUGAGCUUCGACACUGCGAAGGAGUAUGUUGUUGUCGGAGACCGAGUGCUCGUCAUGCCAAGCGGUGGUGCUCCGUUGUAUUCUGGCAACGAAAGAGGUGAGAAAGGUGUCGCCGGCCUUGAAGGCUUUGUGGGGCUCAUCACAGAGGUCAGAAAUUGAGCUUCGAGAGAUCGUAUACUUGGAAACAGCAUCUUUGUGCAUGUGCGUGUUCACAUUUCCGACUGAUCAUUCCAUAUCGCUGCCACGUUCACAGCUAUCACGUGUCAUUACCCACCUUCCAUCGACUGAGAAGUCUGCGCAGAGAUCUCUACAUGUCGACGACCGAGCGAUCACCUCAUCAGUCAUUUCGACCUGCAAGUCAGUCACAUCGCCUGAUCAUUGCCAUGAGCAUGCAAUACCUCUCACACAACUGUUCCCACCACAUAUACCUAAUUGGGAUAUUCCGAUCAACACUUCGCAAGUUUCACUUCAGAACAAGCGACUUGGCACUUCUUCGUCGACCGUGAGGCGGAAUAGAGUUGGCUGAUCAACACUCUCUGGCGACGACGAUCUUUUCCUUGCUUGCUUGCCUUGCCCCGCUGGAGAUGGCUGUUGGCCCCUCGUGUAUGGCGGCCUCCCCCGCCCCGCGCGGUAAACUGACUUUACGCUUGAAGAGUUAGUUUACCGCCAGACACUGCAUGGCUGAGAGUUUGGGACUUGUGGAAAGGCUGUGCUUUGCUGUGCUGUGCCACUUCAUGUGCUGUGCUGCGCUUUGCUGCGCUGUUGGUCUUUUGCUGCUUUGGAGAGGGGUUGGUGGCGAGGGGUUGUCGUGAUGAUUGGUGGUUGGUGGGUUGGAGAUUCACAAGCGCUGAUGUUGUCUUGCUGUUGGUCAUAGAGCGAUCGCACGCUGGCUAGAUGGGUCGCGCAAUAUGUGAGGCCUGAGGGUCUCUUUGAUGACGGGAGAUGGUGUUGAUGAUGCUUCUCCACGUAGGUUUCGUGCUUUGACACGUUCGCUGUCAGCACCUAGUGCCUCUCAAGAGGCGCUCUGCCGC